ACUGGCGAAUUUCACCGUACCUACUGCUACACGCCUAAUUAAGGGAAGUCUUCCAUGUAGAGAGGUUUCAUAUCUGGUUACUAUAAAUUCAACUCUCCGACGGCAAAAUAUAUCAUUCAAUAAUACUUUCCCUCUUUCUCAAUCUUUUUGCCUCACAACAAACUUGAAAACAGCUUGGGUGUGAUCUCAUCUUAGAAAAAAAAAAUGGCUAAGGAUCUGAUGCAUGCUGUUCAAUAUAGUAAAUACGGAGGAGGAGCUGCUGCUUUGAAGCACGUUGAAGUUCCAAUUCCCACUCCAAAAAAAGAUGAAGUUCUGCUAAAACUGGAGGCAGCUAGUAUAAAUCCAAUUGACUGGAAAAUUCAGAAUGGGAUGUUGCGGCCAUUUUUACCAAGCAAAUUCCCCUUCAUACCUGGUGGCGAUGUAGCAGGAGAAGUCGUAAAGGUUGGACCAGGAGUCACGAAUUACAAAGCUGGGGAUAAAGUUGUGGCUGUACUUGCUAGUGGAGGUGGACUAGCUGAAUUUGUUGUGGCUAAGGAGAGUUUGACAGUUGCAAGGCCUCCAGAGGUAUCAGCUGCUGAAGGUGCAAGUUUGCCUGUUGCUGGCCUUGCAGCUCACCAGGCACUCACCCAGUGUGCUGGGGUCAAGCUUGAUGGAAGCGGCCAGCAAGUAAACAUCCUGAUUACUGCCGCUUCUGGUGGCGUAGGUCAAUAUGCAGUUCAACUGGCAAAGCUUGGAAACACACAUAUUACAGCCACUUGUGGGGCUCGUAACAUGGAUUUAGUCAAGAGCCUGGGGGCUGAUGAGGUUCUGGACUACUGGACUCCUGACGGGGUGGCUCUGAAGAGCCCUUCUGGUCGCAAAUACGAUGUAGUGAUCCACUGUACAACAGGCAUUCCUUGGUCUACCUUUGAUUCUAAUUUGAGUGCAAAUGGGAAGGUAGUAGAUACGACUCCUGGUCUCGGUUCUUUGAUGAGUGUAGCUCUGAAAAAGCUUACAUUCUCCAAGAAACAGCUGGUACCACUAUUUAUGAUACCUAAGAAAGAGAACCUUGAGUAUCUUGUUAAGUUGGUGAAAGAAGGAAAGCUUAAGCCAAUAAUUGAUUCAAAGCAUCCUCUAAGCAAGGCUGAAGACGCUUGGGCCAAGAGCAUUGAUGGCCAUGCCACUGGGAAGAUUGUUGUGGAGCCUUAGUUUAUGAAGAUUACUUGAUACUUACAGUAGUUUUAUACAAUUCAGUGAGUGGGGUUGCUUAUGAGCAUGUUUAUAUUCAUAAGUACUCAGUAUUUUGAACAAUGCAAACGAUGGAUGUGAGUUUGUCUUGUCUUUUGCUGUUAAUUUAAAGAAUGAUGUGUGGAGGUCAUGUUGCUGAGUGCUGUUUAUUAUUAUCGAAUUUAAAAUAA
Durio zibethinus is the source of this 1397-nucleotide messenger RNA. Its product is annotated as chloroplast envelope quinone oxidoreductase homolog. Gene Ontology annotation, molecular function: oxidoreductase activity. The record is from RefSeq and is a predicted model, not a curated record. NCBI's taxonomy places the organism in Eukaryota, Viridiplantae, Streptophyta, Magnoliopsida, Malvales, Malvaceae.